AGAGGGUUCAAUCAACAGAAUCCACCCCGCGAGAGAGAGAGAGAGAGAGAAAGAGAGAACAAAUAACUAAUUUUCUCUCAGCAGUGUGUGGCGUAGACAGCGGCACCGCCUGCCAAACCCAGAACCUCUGCGAAAAUUCCGUUCGGGAAUAAGACAAGAAUCCAUUAGAGUCGAAGAGCUAUUUGUUACAUACAUGCAAUCAAUCACAGCUAUAUAUUUAAAUCCUCUACAGUCUUCACCUCCGAACUACCCCUCAUUGUUCUCUCCGCCCAACAUAAAGACCCAGCGACGUCUCUCAAGAGAUUUCUCGCCCUGUUUUUUAACUCAUCUGUCUCCCAAUUAAUGAUAAUCACACCUACCUGGGUAGCUUGCCACAUUUCUUUCUCUUGAUCUGGGCAAUCUCAAUCAUUCACUCUGCACCUCACGCGGAGUUCAGUUCUUCUUAACUAUUCAAAUUUCUUCUGGGCAGCCUUUUUAGGAUAUGGGUCCUUAUUAUGUCGGUCUGAUCGUGCCACUAGUGUUAACACUUCUGAUUCGUAACACCAAGAAAGAGAAGAAAAGAGGGUUGCCAGUGGAUGUUGGUGGAGAGCCUGGUUAUGCUAUCCGAAACCACCGGUUUACCAAACCUGUGGAAUCUGCUUGGGAAGGAGUCACAACUCUUGCUGAGCUUUUUGAGCAGGCCUGCCGGAAGUAUUCUGACCUGAAAUUAUUGGGGACUCGGAAGGUGGUUUCUAAAGAAGUGGAGAUAUCUGGUGGAAAGUCUUUUGAGAAGCUACAUUUGGGUGAUUACGAGUGGUUGAGUUAUGGACAGGCGUUUGAAUCAGUAUGCAACUUUUCUUCUGGUAUUAUGCAACUCGGACAUCAAAAGGGAGAACGUGCUGCAAUCUUUGCUGAUACAUGUGAAGAAUGGUUCAUUGCUUUACAGGCUUGUUUCCGGCGCAAUGUGACUGUUGUGACCAUUUAUGCCUCUCUUGGUGAAGAAGCUCUGUGCCAUUCGUUCAAUGAGACAGAAGUUACAACAGUAAUUUGCGGAUACAAGGAACUCAAGAAAAUAGUGAAUAUAAGUGGGCAGCUCGAUACCGUCAAGAAUGUAAUAUGCAUGGACAAUGAAUUUCAGACAGAUUUUUCAUUGGUUUCUGGAAACACUAGCUGGACCAUCACAUCCUUCUCAGAGGUGAUAAAGAUGGGCGGAGAAAAUCCAGUUGAACCAGACCUACCUGUUUCAGCUGAUAUUGCUGUAAUAAUGUACACAAGCGGUAGCACUGGCAUGCCUAAGGGUGUCAUGAUGACGCAUGGCAAUGUCUUGGCUACGCUGUCUGCUGUGAUGACAAUUGUUCCAGGGCUUGGAGUUGGAACCGAGGAUGUUUAUCUAGCAUACUUGCCGUUAGCCCACAUUCUUGAACUUGCAGCCGAGAAUCUUAUGGCUGGUAUCGGAAGCUGUAUUGGGUAUGGAUCUCCUUUAACUCUCACUGACACUUCGAAUAAGAUCAAGAAGGGAACCAAAGGGGAUGCUACAGUAUUGAUGCCGACACUGAUGGCAGCUGUGCCAGCUAUUCUUGAUCGUGUUCGUGAUGGUGUGAGGAAAAAGGUGGAUACUAAGGGAGGACUCUCAAAGACACUAUUUGAUUUGGCAUAUGGCCGUCGAUUAUCUGCUGUAAAUGGUAGCUGGUUUGGGGCAUGGGGCUUGGAAAGGCUUCUAUGGGAUCUUUUGGUGUUUAAAAAGGUCCAAGCAGUUUUGGGUGGUCGUAUACGGUUCAUACUCUCUGGGGGCGCCCCUCUUUCCGGGGAUACUCAAAGAUUUAUCAAUAUAUGUCUCGGUGCUCCGAUUGGUCAGGGUUAUGGUCUGACCGAGACAUGCGCUGGUGGGACAUUUAGUGAGUAUGAUGAUACAUCUGUUGGCCGUGUGGGUCCUCCGCUACCUUGCUCAGUUGUGAAGUUGGUUGAUUGGCCGGAGGGCGGGUACUUAGUUAGUGAUUCGCCAAAGCCACGUGGAGAAAUUGUUAUCGGCGGGCCAAAUGUUACUCUCGGAUACUUCAAAAAUGAUGAGAAAACGAAGGAAGUUUACAAGGAUGAUGAGAGGGGAAUGAGGUGGUUCUACACAGGCGACAUAGGACAGUUCCACGCUGAUGGUUGCCUUGAGAUUAUUGAUCGGAAAAAGGACAUUGUGAAACUUCAACAUGGAGAAUAUGUCUCCCUUGGAAAGGUAGAGUCAGCGCUCAUUGUGAGCCACUAUGUCGACAAUAUCAUGGUGCACGCUGAUUCUUUCCAUGGCUACUGCAUAGCCUUGGUAGUGGCUUCGCAGCCGGCUUUAGAAGUCUGGGCCGCAAAGCAAGGAAUCGAGUACUCAGAUUUCGCGGACUUGUGUAAUAAAGAAGACAGUCUUAAGGAAGUCAUGAGUUCAUUACUCAAGGCGGCGAAGGAUUCGAAGCUGGAGAAGUUUGAGAUUCCAGGGAAAAUCAAGCUGCUCCCGGAACCUUGGACGCCGGAAUCCGGGCUCGUAACAGCAGCCCUCAAACUCAAGAGAGAGGUCAUAAGGAAGACAUUUUCUGAGGAUCUUGCCAAGCUAUACUCAUCAUCAUAAUUGAUGACGUCAGAACAUACAUCCCUGUGUUCUUUUUUGCCAGAGAUCUUGACUCAAUUUCUGUUCUGUUCAUCCAACAUCAUGAAUCUAACUUUGAUGUACUUCCAAGAAAAUUUGAAUUGAAUCUUGAAGUGAUAUUUCAA
This is a messenger RNA of Andrographis paniculata, 2724 nucleotides long. Its product is annotated as long chain acyl-CoA synthetase 9, chloroplastic. The transcript is spliced from 12 exons. The record is from RefSeq and is a predicted model, not a curated record. The coding region runs from base 482 to 2581 and encodes 699 amino acids. NCBI's taxonomy places the organism in Eukaryota, Viridiplantae, Streptophyta, Magnoliopsida, Lamiales, Acanthaceae. Gene Ontology annotation, molecular function: long-chain fatty acid-CoA ligase activity. Gene Ontology annotation, cellular component: membrane; endoplasmic reticulum.